GAUGAUUGCACCACGAGCACCCGCAUCCACGCAGAACUGUACCUCGUCCAGCUCUUCCACAAGCGCAAGCUCCCAUUUGUCGACGACGAUAAGUUCGUGGGCUGCAGCAAGCCUGCGUGUUAUCUGUGCUAUGAGUAUAUUGCUGCUCUGGAUGCGGGGUUUGCGCUGCCGGCGAGCCAUAACAAGGUGUAUUUAAAGUGGGCGCCGCCGAGUUUAGGGGUUGGGGGUGUGAAAGGCAAGGAGAGGGAGGAGAAGGAGAUGGAGGGGUGCUUGAAUCGCAUGACGGCGCGGGUGAGGAGGCAUGUGCAGGAACAGGUUGAGGGGAGGAUGGAGAGGCGGUGGGGGCACCCGGAUUCGACGACGGGAGUGUCGACGGCGGUGUUGAGGGUGGAGGAGGAUCAGGGGGAAGAGAUGGGAGGGUCCUUUUAUGUCUCUAAUGAGGAGUUUGAUGAGGGGAGUGAUGAGGGGAUUUGA
This is a messenger RNA of Mytilinidion resinicola, 474 nucleotides long. RefSeq lists its product as uncharacterized. NCBI's taxonomy places the organism in Eukaryota, Fungi, Ascomycota, Dothideomycetes, Mytilinidiales, Mytilinidiaceae. The annotation marks the transcript as partial. The transcript has a single exon. The record is from RefSeq and is a predicted model, not a curated record.